Messenger RNA from Fusarium redolens, 1131 nucleotides. RefSeq lists its product as uncharacterized. The transcript is spliced from 2 exons. The record is from RefSeq and is a predicted model, not a curated record. The coding region runs from base 246 to 1013 and encodes 255 amino acids. Lineage: Eukaryota; Fungi; Ascomycota; Sordariomycetes; Hypocreales; Nectriaceae.
AUCUGGCCAGAGUUCUAGCAAAUUAUGAAAGGAUACUUAACAAGGGUGGCAACACCCGCUCGUAAUUUACUCUUCUCCAUUGUCUGGCUUGACUGUUCUCUUUCUCGCGAUCGCUCCGAAAAGCAGGCGAGGGCGAGGGCAAGGGCGAAAGUGUCAUUUCGAGAAUAUCGCCGCCAUAACGGGCGAUGUCCUACGGAAUCAGCGUCUAAUCUCUUCGCCUUAAUCUCGACUAUCAAUUCGAUACAAUGUAUUCGGUAUUACCCCUUACGCUAUUGUUGAGUGGCUUUGCCGCCAAAGUCCGCUGCGACAGUCAGUUCAUCACACCUCAAGCUACGGUCGGUUGGCGACACAAUCCAACCUUUGAUGUAGGAGAUAGCGUGAAUGUGGAAUGGGUGACGGAUUUUGAUCAAACAGACCUAUAUAUAUACCAGGCUUACCCUCUUGCGACCGAGAAUGGGGACUUGUGGUACUCCCAGCUCCGAGCGAACACAACAUCUACCAGCUAUAUCUGGCAGGCCAAGUCUGAUCAAUUCGACACUGACGUCAAAGACGGCGAGGACGUCGUAUUCUUCUUUGCGAUAUACAAACCUGGAACAAAUUUAAGUUCACCAAACCAUGACCUUGCGGCGGCCAGCUCCGGUGUGGUCAACGUCACCGUAUCAAACGCGCCGGAGUCAAAAACGACGAGCGGGAUAACGCCCACUGUAGAACCUAGCCAAAAACCCACCACGUCUAAAGCCGAAUCAGGGCUAUCCAGCGGAGCGGUCGCUGGCAUUGCAGUUGGUGCCACGCUUGGCGGCAUCGCGUUUCUCGGAGGCCUGGGAUUCCUGGUUUGGAGGCAUUGCCUACAGGGAGAUGCGAGUAGAAGAUAUGCACCAGCGGCGCCACAACAACCUUCGCUGGUUCAAGAGCACUACAAGCCUCCACAGGCACCAGCUUACGUAGCCUGCCAAGCAGAAGAUUUAUCCCCUGGAGGGCAGGAACAGCUAAGUGCGGGGGCCUCGCGGGUUUAGGAAGUACCUUAAUUGCCGUAUUAUUUUAAGAAAAAGCAUGAAGAGGGUGCCGGAGUAAUAAGUCAGGGUUGCCUUAUUCAGAGAAUGGCUUGAAUUAAUUUGUAUAAGUACAACAUAG